AUGGAUUUGUCUCACAUGUCACAUCGUGCCCGACGUGCUUUUCUUAAGAAGCUAAAAAGAAAGCGUAAACGUCAAAAAUUAGCCAAGGAAAAUAUCGAGAGGGAGAUCGAAGAGCUAAGUCGGCUCCAACUUUCUCCAUCUUAUCAAGCACAACAGGCUAAGGAGUUGGAGUUAGCCGCACUUGAAGCCAAAGAGCGUGAGCGUAAUGAGGAACUUUGGCAAGAACGUGAGAGGGAGGCACAACGUCAGUGGGAAGAAAAUAAUCGUCAAAAAAUCCUCUUAAAGCAACGCGAGGAGGAAACUCAGCGUAAAAUUAAAGCAGAGUGGGAAAGCAAACAAAUGGAAUCCAAGAAAUUUAUUCCUGAGUCAAAAACACAGGAUGUUCAUGAACAGCAGUCUCCAGACCUUCCACCUUGGCAUCUUCCCCCACCACCCGUACCUAUCCCUACAGUAAUUGAGCAAGUGCCAUAUGGUCCCACUGUUUCUACAGCGACGGAAAAAUGUAGCUUUUUCCGUAAAACAGGAGCAUGUCGAUAUGGUUUUCUUUGUUCUCGUCUUCAUCAAUAUCCAAGUCCAUAUGACGAUACUAUUGAAUCGUUCAAUAUUGCUGAUGAUCAAGAUGUUGGUGGCUUAGACGAACCAAUAGAUAAUUCUUGUUUAGUUUUACAAAUUCCUAAAAUGUUCACACACUAUCAUUUAGAUUUAACAAAAAAUACCAGUUCAGAGGAUCAAGAUUCUGGUCUUGAAGUAGAUGAAAGUCAGUUACUCUCAGAUUAUCAUGAAUUCUACCAUGAUGUUCGUAUGGAAUUAGAAUCUAGAUGGGGCAAAAUUUCAGUUAUUCGAACAUGUCGCAAUUUAGCUGAUCAUCUUCGUGGUGCAGUUUAUGUUGAAUUCUCAAGGGGUCCAAGUGCAGCAUGGGAUGCUGCUGAAGCUUGCAAUGGUCGUUGGUUUGCUGGACGUCAACUAACGUGUACUGUGGUUAGAUUGGGCGGUGGUUGGAGAGAGGCUAUCUGUGGUCUUUAUCAUCGAGGUAAAUGUCCUAAAGGAGACCUCCAUUGUAAUUUUCUACAUGUAUUUCUUAACCCUGGAGAAACCAGUAAUGAUUUACAAAAAACUUUAUGGCGUCAUGUAGGUCGACUUAUUAGUCCGGUGGAUAAUAAUGGUCACAGUGAUCGUGGACGUUCUUCUACAGUAAAAUCACUUUCUAACGACUCUUCAUCUUUUACCCAUCGUCAUCACCACCAUCAUGAUCGACGUAAAACGCGAAGACAAUCCUCUAGCUCAAUCUCUUCACAUUCACGGUCCUCUUCUCCAAUAGGGCAUCAUCAUUCAUCUCGGUCUAAAAAUAAUUAUAAAAAUUCCCGUCUAUCUGAAUAUCACAGUCAUAGAAAAUCUAAAAGAAAUAAGCAUUAUAGUAGUGGUAGCAGGAGAUCUUUGAGUCGUUCACCUUCAACAUCAUCAGUUCAUAGGAAGCACAAAAAACAUAUGAAAGAAAAAUCUCACAAGAGAAUGAAAAGAGUCAAGUAA
Schistosoma intercalatum is the source of this 1527-nucleotide messenger RNA. NCBI's taxonomy places the organism in Eukaryota, Metazoa, Platyhelminthes, Trematoda, Strigeidida, Schistosomatidae. The record is from the annotation of a GenBank genome assembly.